This is a messenger RNA of Aedes albopictus (Asian tiger mosquito), 12637 nucleotides long. RefSeq names its product unconventional myosin-XVIIIa (gene Mhcl). The coding region runs from base 6541 to 12375 and encodes 1944 amino acids. The transcript is spliced from 19 exons. The record is from RefSeq and is a predicted model, not a curated record. Gene Ontology annotation, molecular function: actin filament binding; cytoskeletal motor activity; ATP binding. Lineage: Eukaryota; Metazoa; Arthropoda; Insecta; Diptera; Culicidae. Gene Ontology annotation, cellular component: myosin filament; cytoplasm; myosin II complex. Gene Ontology annotation, biological process: actomyosin structure organization.
UUUUUUCCUUCUAAACCAUAGGGGGAUAAUCUGCUCAACAGACACCCUAACAGAAGGUUAGGGUAGUGUAGGUCUGACAGGCCGUCUUCUACAACAAAAGUAAAAUCCAGGACUACUCUCUCCUCGUACCCACUAAACCAUUCCUAUGGUCGCCAAACCCUAAGUCUCUCCGGAACCACCAAGAAGGUAUUGCUUCAGAGAGGGGCUAGUGCACAUCGCACCCACAAGGUUAGCUGCGUAGCCUGCAGCAACGAACAUCGAUGACUCGCUUUGGAGAGUCUAUCACGGUAGCAUGCUGGCGCUUAGCCAGUUUCCCGAGUGGUCCUCGCCACUCCCUUUGUCCUCGGAAGGCGGGCAGGGUCAACCCCGCCCGCGCUCUACUGCUGAGCGGACAUCAAGAACUGAUGCCCACGUGCAACCCGAUCUGACCUGCCCGCAAAGGAAGGGUAUCACUACCCUUCAGGCCCUAUCAGAUGCACCCGUAGGUUGCAGACAGCAGGAUCUCACCUACCCCGACCCUUGCCGGGGACCCCUUUCCAACCGCGGGCUCGGAUCCAACCCAGUAGACCGACGCCACGACAGCACCGCUACCGGGACUUCCUCUCCGCGGCCACUUAAUCGCUGUAAGGGUCGAUCUCGACCGCAGGGCACCGGUAUGACCUACGAAGCCGACUUCGAACCCCUGGACCACCUCUUGUACUGCAUCUGGACUAGCCAUUCUCCGAGUCCACGCGCCACCUCCUCUGUAGCUCCCAGACGAUGUGGGUAAUAGCCGUUGAAACGGCGUUCCAGCCAAACUCAUCCCUACACAUCCUCUGGACCAAGUUGUCCGGGUUUGUGUCCUCCCCGCAUGUGGCAAGCAUACGGUCACGCAUUGUGCGAAAACGCGGGCACACGAACAAAACGUGUUCCGCCGUUUCCUCUAAACCAUUGCACACUGGGCAUUCGGGAGAAUCCGCAUGCCCGAAACGGUGUAGAUACUGUCGGAAGCAACCAUGACCAGGGUCGUGCAAUUUCGAAAGGAAAACAUGACGUACGACGACUGUAGCAAAUCGUUUCCCAUGCGAACGGACUGCUGUGAUGCUUCAUUUUCACCCAGCAACACACUCGUUCGUUGCUGCUACAGAAACAAGUGUGUAUGAAACAUGGGAUGAUACACUUGGAUUUUCGUUUCAUUUAUGAGUCAUUGAAAUACUUCAACAUGCUAAAAAUACUAUUUAAACCACAUUUUUAAAUAGUGGUGCACGCCAAUAGAAUGAUAAUUAUGUUUUAUGAAAGAGGAUAACAAAUUCGACCAUUUAAAUCCAAUUAACCGACGCCCGUAACCAUUGAGAGACUAGCGCGCACCAGUGAGACACUAAUGCUCUGACGGGUGAAGCACAAGCAAUGCGACCGGGUGGGAGACUACCGAGUGCUACGAUGAGUGGAAAAGUUUUUUUUAACGACCGAGUCAUUAGAAAAAUGUAUGAAACACUUGAAGUGACUCAUUCAAAUGUUGCAUGAAAGUGUAUCAUUGAAACGAAAUUGUACGCCCCUGACCAUGACCUGUAAGGACCUGUGUCAGGUGGAAUGUGACUUCCCCAUGGCGCCUAUUAAUCCAACUAUCUACCCUCGGUAUCAACCUAUAGGUCCACCUUCCUUUGGUGUAACUGUCCCACGCGCGCUGCCAUUUGACCAUAGAGGCCAUCCUGACAGUCCUGCGUAUGCCUCUUGUGCCGCGCAUUUCGAAGCACUCCAUGUCCUCACUGAUAAGAAUGCUGAUAGGCACCAUACCAGUAAUGACGCAGAGAGCGUCGUGUGACACGGUACGGUACGCGCUCGCAACCCUCAGGCACAUAAGCCUGUAAGUACUUUCCAGCUUCCGUCGGUAGCAUUUAGUACUUAGCACGGUGCCCCACGCCGGGCCGCCAUACCUAAGUAUGGAUGUAGCAACACUAGCCAGAAGCUUGCGCUUACUGGCGUACACCGCAGAGCUAUUGGGCAUCAUCCGGGACAGUGCCGCAAUAGCUGUGGAGGCUUGUAACUGAGCAAGGGCCGUGUUACUCCCAGCAAGGAUGAAACCCCCGUCUUCAAGCCUCAGGGUCGGCAAGACGCUCGUGACACUCCGCGAAAUGAAAACACUUGUAGAUUCGGCAAAGCAAAACUCCCUAUAUUGACGGUCUCGUGUACACCUUUAUUCACUUCCUGACGUCCUACUUUCCUUCCUCCUAGCUUUCUCCCUCCUAGCUUUUUGGCGUCCGCCCUUAACACUGGACGACGCCUCCCACGUUCUUAAGGACUAGUCCUACCUUAUACACGCUACUUUUCUUCACUGCUUCUGGGGCCCCGCGCACUGCACGCCUACGCUGCCGCUCCUUUCGCCUGUCUACUAGCUCCUUCUCUCCUUCCUGGGCCAGGGGGCGGGCAAUUCUUCUCCUUCCUUCUCUCUCGUUGGCUGCAGCCUCUCGCGGACCUUCCUUCUGUCCCGUGCGCCCCUCGAGUGUGGUGACGGACUCGAGGCUUCAGUGAUCCGUAGAGUCACUGGAAAAAGCCUGGGUUCGUCGGCGCGCUUGGUGGUUGUAUCGGGUACAAGGGUGAUGCGGACGCACUACAAAAAGUUGAGUAGGGUCUACGCUGCGGUGUGGCUCCAAAAGAUACCGCAAAGUUCGGUUUUAAAAUAAAAACCGCGAGGUCCUGUGGGCACAAUGGGAGAAUCGCGAUGGCGGGUUAAGCACUAUACGGAUGGGCUAGGUUCGGGGUAUUGUUACGGAAUUUACCUGGAUGUCCGGAUUGCUCCAACUUCUCCACUUUCCUUUUCUCCUUCUUUCCACUUUUCCGUGCUUUCAACUCUUUCUAUUAACUUCUCCCACUAGACUUCCUGCCAACUUUACUUUUCUUCAACAAACUUUCCUUCUACCAACUUUUCAAAUGACUGUUGUCUCUGAAGAUCACCAGGCUAAUGAUCCUCCGUUUUGAAGAUCGUUGACCCCGAACCAUUGGCCAUUGACCCGUCGUAAGUACCGAAGUUCCUCCUCAUCAUGGCCACCCAGUUCGCCUCCCAUGGCCGCCCAUUUCGCCACCCCCAUGGCCGCCCAUUCGUGCAGUCCUGUGCAGCCUGGUGGUGACUAGCGGAACUACCGUCGUCCUUACAUGGGUCAGUGUAGUGACGGCUGCGUGCGUGGGAUUUCGGGACGUGAUACUUAACCUAACUACAAACGUUUUCUUUUUUUUUAACAAAAUUUAACGAAUACUAAACGCGACAAAUCUCAUCAAUACUGGACGUUACACUGACACUUGUUACACUCUCCUCCCGCUCGGGUAAAAAAAUAUUAGUGAAGCUAAUAUUUUUUUUGUUUAAAAACACUUAACACCGCGACAACUUAACACGUACCUCUGAACCUGAACUUCACAAACUUCGUUGACAGACACUUAUUUUUUUACAAUGAAAGCAACAAAAUCUUGACACAUUGCUCCACUCCUUCAAUUUCAAAAAUCCACUUGGGUAAGAGAGCAUUUUAUUUCAGCACAGGUAUGGGACGGGGUCAUAAGGCAUCAUCGUUGGAUUUUCCAACUCCACGCAAUUUAAAGGUAAAACCUUCUACUGACCAUCAGCGUACUAAGACUCCGGUCUCCAACGUACCCAAAAGUGCUAAUUUUAUUGACCAACAUUGAUGAGAAACGAUUUAAAAAUAUUUACAACAAGUUAAAAUUAUGUAUUUUACAAAUUAAAAACCACAAAAACGAAUUAAAACUUUUCUAAAAAAAAACUACUAUUUUAAUGAGCAUGCUAAAAUUGAUAAAACAUGCAAAAAAAAUUAAACUAAAUUCCGGAAUUACUAUUUACAAAAACAACGUUGCAGAGUCACCCUCUACUACAGUAUGAAAUGUUUUAGUACAAUGAAAUAUUUCCAGUGUCGGAGUUCACUGUUGAUCGGCCGAUCUUUUGUACUAUUUCUAACGUGCGAUACUGUUAUCAUGAUCAACUGUGUGUGCAUACUUCGGGAAGAUCGAGCUAUCAAACAAGGCUAUUGUUGAAAAAUGGUAAGUGUCCAAUGUGGUUCUCGUUGGGAAAAAUAUGAAAAUGGGCAUUUUAGUGCAUUAUUUUAUCAUUUUAAUGACAUUUCGUCGACGAAAGUUUGGUCAAAUGAUCAUUUUAAUGGUUGAAUGUUGCUAAAUAGCCUACUAUUCAAGUAUUUUCCUAACUAGAAGCUCAUUAAGAUACUCGGCAUGAGGCAUGAUACCAGGUAAGUACCUCUUUAUUGAUUCUUGUGAACCGUUGAGCUAUUGUGAACGUAUGAAUUGGUUGUUCUUACUAUGUCCGGUCUUUUAAUUAAUGUUCUAAAUGUUGUUUAUGACUAAAUCUGGCCUACUUAAAUAUGUUGAACCUCCUAAAUCUACCAUGCUCGCUUUCAUUUACCAUUGACAAUGCAACCUUAGACUGGUUCAAAAUUAGGUUUGCAAGCUCAAUAACAGAAUGCAAAUUGCAUGUUAAAAUUUUUCUAGAACACAAAAAUUUUUCUAACAACAAAUUAAAAUAAGUUAAAACAAAUUUAAAAAAAUACACGUUAAAAUUCAACAUCACAAAAUUAUUAAAAUAUUCUACGAUUUCCUAGGAUUUUUAUUACUGCCUGACAUUCGUGGCGGUUAACGUUUGAAUGGACAGAUUAAUGGGUGGAUGCAUCUGCAGCUGCAUUCCACUGAAUGGGUCUAUUUGUUCCCUCCUCGAAUAAGGAUUAUCCAAAUGGCAUCUGACGUGGUUUCCAGAUGAGGCUUUUACGGAAACCUGGUCGUUAACCAAUUUGACCUCCUGAUCCUCAGGAACCAAACGCACCACAGAGAUUUGCCGUUUACGCCUUCAAAUCUGCCGACGAAAAUACGCCAAGCGACUUGCCAUUCAGGUCGGAAACUUCAUAGGAGCUCGUUCCCUUCUUGGCUACAACGAUGCAGGGAGUGUAGACUGGCCCGAGCUUGGCGUUGUAGUCGUGACCAGCCGAGGAUUGUCGGAAUGACCUUUUAUACACUCGCUGUCCUACAUCGAAGGUUGGUGAGUACCUUUUAUGGCGCAAAUCGUAUUGCCUUUUUGUACUCUCAUGAGUCUUUUUUAGGUUUUGGAUGACGGUUUCCCAAACCUUCUUCGACACACCUCUCAUCCUCUCCAUGCGAUCUUCAUCGCUCUCUGUGGGUGUCCUCGUCAACGGCUUCGACGGAUUGGCUAAACGUCGGACGAAUGCCAAAUUUACGCCAAAAAUCGUACCCUAGGAUGCAUCUGCGAUUGAGUUUUGGAGCAAUCACUACGGGUAAGAUCUUCGUCUCUCCGUUGAAACUAAAUGGAAUGUCUACUGCACCUAUUACUUCUAAGUUCUCUCCUGCUGCUGUUCUCAGGUUCGUGUUCGUGGGUUUAAUUUUCAGCUUUAGCGAACUAAUCAGUUUUCUACUCCCUACACCUAACACAGUCCUCUCUGCCCCGCUGUCUAACAACCCAAUCACAGGAAUACCUAGAAUCUCGACCUUUGCAAAUGGUCUCGGAUCGUUACUCAGAGUGACAAUGGUGGCAAUCUCCUCACAAACUGAGUGAUCCCCGAGUACCUGCUCAUAGCCGAGUUCGUUUAAUAUUUCUGGAGGAUUUGACGCGAGAUUUUCAUGAGGACUUUUAAAGUUGAGUGGGAGACUGGCUUGCCUCAUUGAGCAGUCUCUUGCAGGUUUUUUGCCUGACAGUAAGGGCAGUUUUUCAAAGUGAAUCCAGGGAACCCACAUUUGAAACAAAAAGUAUGUUUCUCUUUCGGACAUUCCUCAAAACCGUGAUCAUUUUCAUGGCAAUUGAAGCAAAUGCCCUUUUUAAUUGGAAUGUAUGCCUUGACUAUACGCUGCAAGGCAUUCGAACCACUCGGUCCAGGAACUGGACUUUUCUGUCUUUGAGGGUUCUGUGGUUUCCCAUCAGAUUUUUCUACUUUUUUGUACUCUUCCCUCUUGUGAUGUUCCUGUCCUGAAUCUCGUUGUUUCCAAAAACUCUUCUGUCCAUUUCCUUUACUGAACUUCUGUUCAAACCUGCCUGCUUCUUUUCUUCUAUCCUGUUCGUCUCUUCUGUAUCUGUCUUGUCGGUUUGGGAAAUUCUGUCGGUGGUUGUUAAUCUCGUCUACCCGAAUCGGCCUAUUUGGGAACCUAUCGUUUCUCUGGUAUAGUUGCCAGUUAAUUGCGUCAAACUUCUUACCGAACUCUUUCAUUUUAGGUACGUCGUUUACACCGGCCGCAAGCAUGGCGAUACGGACGUCCUCACGCGUAUUGCGGAAGAGCACAUCAAACUUGCGCCUAUCGUCCCAGGAACUGGACAUACCGCGGAAAAUACGGACCAUGUCCAAGUAAUAGUCCUGAAACUUUUCCUUGGCACCCUGUUUCCGGUUGUACGCCUGUCGUUCGUAUACGUAAUCGAUGUCAAUCGAUUUACGCAUGUUAACGAAUCAACUAAAAAUGCAGAAAGACAAUUCGUAGCUUACAUUUUUAUGGAAAUAAGAGGAAAUUCUCAAAGGAACAUUUUUCGUAAUAAACUACUCCAAAUAGAGAACAAUGUUUAAUUUUAUGAAGAAACAGCCAGUAGUUUGUGAAGAUCGAGAUGAAAAGGAUCGAAGGAAGCAAGAAAAAAAAGUGCGGAGAGAUAACACAUCCGUUGCUGCAGCAGGAAAUAUGAGUUGCGAAGAAUUAUUGCGGCUUGAUGAGGUACGGAAAUCAUUGAGAGUUAGAAGUCGCCGAAAGGCAAAGGAAAGACUACCAAGUGGCAUCACGGCAGAUUACAGUGCUUCGUUUUUUGCUCAUCUUGAUGUUGUUCGUGAACUGGAUCGGGGAAAUGAAGAAAUAAUUGCAGUAGCCAACACAACUACAUACAUCAGCGAUAGAGAGCAAAAUGUCCCCAGUAACAUCUUACUACCAGACAGUUUUGAAUCCCCUGUUUGUCCCGUGACUGUUAAACAGGUGAUAGCCUCUAACCCGAAACACUCACAUGUGGCCACUUCUCCAUCCUCUAGUGUUGGCAGCUUUACCGAUACAUCGAAUUCGUCAUUUGCGACACCAACAUUCUCCAUAAGUCCAGUAGGAGGAUGGCAUCGAUGGCCUCAAGCUUUUGAAGAAUUAACUCUACCAUUGCCGCCAAUAGAUUUUGUAAAAUUGCCUCCAGUACGGGAAUUGGUUCUAAAACGGCAAAAAUCACCUAGGAAUGAUUUUGGAUUUAGUCUACGGAAAGCCAUGAUUUUGGACACAAUACAAAGUUUAACAUCUCCUAAAUUUCAAUCAAUCAUUUUUGCUGAACCUAGUAUCAGUAUCAAAGUAUCAACAGGUUUACUGCCAGGCGAUAGACUUUUGAAAGUAAAUGGAUUUCCUGUAGAGGAAAUGUCUCGAGAGGCAAUUAUAGAUAUGAUACGAAAUUGUGGGGAUAGUGUAACGGUACAGGUACAGCCUGUUGCAGAACUUGUGGAACUUUCACGCCGUUGUAUAAUGGAUAGUGAUUAUGAUAAAGAAGCGAAUGAAAUGAUGGAGUUCAAUACAUUGAAAAGAAGUGCAAAUAAUCGUCUUCGCACAGCUAUGUUGAACCCAGAGCACAUUUUAAAAAAUGCUGAUAAUGUAAAUACAGGAAACAAGGCAUGGAUAAUUCAUCAAAAAGGGUUCACAGCAGCAUGGAAGAUUUCUACAGAAUCGGACAGGACGGUGGUGCAGCUAGAUUGUAAUGGAGAAACACUAACAUUUGAUGAUGGAGAUAUUGAGAGUGCCAAUCCUGAAUCAUUAAAUCUAGUGGAAGACAUAUGUCAACUAAUACAUCUUAACGAAUCGUCGGUGUUACACGUCUUACGGCAACGGUUUGCUAAUAACUUGAUACAUACAAAUGCUGGCCCUGUUCUAUUGAUUUUGAAGCCCAUUGCGUCAUUAUCACUCUAUUCAGAAAAGAUUGCUUCUAUGUUUUGUGGGUGUAAAUCCGAAGACUUACCGCCUCAUAUAUUUUCACAAGCGCAAACUGCAUAUCGUGAAAUGCUAGAAACGCGUCGUGAUCAAAGUUUGAUUUUUAUGGGACGAUCAGGAUCCGGUAAAACUACUAGUUUAAAACACGCUUUGUACUAUUUAUCGUUAGCAGCAGGUUCCAACAAAAAAGUGCUAACUGUGGAAAAAGUUAGCGCUCUAAGUGUCAUUUUGGAAGCAUUUGGAAAUGCACAAUCCUAUUCUAAUAAAAAUGCAACAAAAUGCACACAAAUUAUUAAUUUAGAUUUCGAUCAUUGUGGACAAAUAGCUUCUGCUUCGGUACAAAUAUUACUAUUAGAAAGAAUAAAAAUAAUAAGACAAAUCGAAAGUGAGCAGCAAACAUUCCACGUAUUCACGCGGUUAUUACUUGGUUCUGAAAAUCAUCUUCGGAAAGAACUUUAUUUAGAAAAUGAUUACUUUGAAAACAAUAUUUUCAUAAAGCUUCCAAAUAAACUCGAAGACAAACAAAAAGCGUCAUCCGAUUUUGCCAAACUACAACACGCCUUCAACGUACUUAACAUAGACCCGUCUACAGUAAAAGCAAUUUGGAAUGUUCUCGCUGCAAUAUUUCAUUUGGGAAAUGCCGGCUAUACGAUAACAGGCACAGAAACAAAACGAGUGCAAUUUGCCGACCCAUCACAUGCCAGGAAUGCAGUCACUUUGUUAGGAACUACAAUGGAAGAAUUAGCAGACUCAUUAUUUUCAAAUGUAAUCACAACGAAAUCACAGCAACAGGAAGUGCAAGAUUUAUUAGAACCAGCAUUGAAUAAUUUAGAAGCACUUGUGGUCGGAUUGUAUUCUGAAACUGUAUCUGCAAUCGUAGCAUUAGUGAACAAAGCAUUUAUGACAUCUAAUGCAACCAUUGCAUCUAUUCUAUUAGUCGAUACACCGGGUUUUCAAAAUUGCAUGAAUUAUGGUGUACAAACCGGAGCAUCACUAUCCGACCUAAAAAACAAUUACUUGCAAGAACGCCUGCAGUCUUUAUUCCACUAUGUAUCCCUGGAUUUACCUCGUAAUCGAUAUGCGCAAGAACUAGUAGAAAUAGAAUCAGAUCCUCUUCAUGAAACAUGCUCAACUCCGUUAAUAAAUUUACUCGAUAAAACACCACAAACACAUUUUGUGUGCACAUCGCAGAACAGUCGGGAGCCAGAUAAACGUGGUCUGUUUUGGUUGCUGGACGAAGAAGUUAUGUAUCCUAAUGCCAGUGAUGACACAUUUUUGGAGAGAUUGUUUUCAUUGCAUUUUGAUCGCGAAAGCCACAUGCUCUUGAAAAAAGGAAUAAAGAAGCGUCAUUUUAUUCUACAACAUCUGCAAGGAACAAAUCCAGUAACCUACGAUUCGUCCGGAUGGCUUAAGGAAAGUCAUAAGAAUUCAUCAGCCAUUAAUGCUUCAAGUUUACUUCAGGCAAGCUCCAAAACAGAAAUUAGUAGCCUCGCUACUAUUUGCUAUAGACGCAGUGGAGGGACAGUUCGUUUUAGCUCUGUUAUUUGUACAGAAGACAAUCAGUCAUUGCGGCGUAUUUCAAGUAUAAGACGUUCAUUUGCAUCAAAAGGAAUAAAGCGAAAUUCAUUAAUAAUGCAGGUGAAAUUUACGGUUGAUAGUAUUAUUGAUACCUUAAGGCGGACUAAAACACAUUUCACGCAUUGUUUUAUAUUCCAUAAUCAAUCUGGAAUAUCGGAGUACACGAAUUCAAAUACCAAUGUAAUACGGAACGAAGACAUUUCAUUACUACGAAGUCAGUUACGAGGUUCACAGGUCUUACAAUCUUCACGCUUGUACCGUUCUGGUUUUCCGAUAAGUGUACCAUUAUCGGAAUUCACACGCCGUUUUGGAUUACUUGGUGAUAUGAAUGAUGAAUUGACUGUACAAAAUAUUUUAAACAUCAAUGAAAUAGACUCGUCCGUUUAUCGAAUUGGUACUAGUCAGGUGAUGUUUCGCCCUAACGUUCUGAGCCGCCUUGAAGCAAAACGUGACGAAUUACUUUCCGGCCGGAUUACACAACUGCAGGCUUUCUGUCGAGGUUAUCAGGCACGAAGACGGUUAACGCGAAGGCGCUUUCAGGAAUUAGCUGUGCAAUGUAUUCAGCGAAAUGUCCGCGCCUUUCUUGAAGUGAAGGAAUGGCCAUGGUGGCGAUUACUUGUCAAAGUUACACCAUUGUUAAAUGUUCAUCGUACCGAAGAGCAACUCGAAGUUGCGAAUAAUGAGCUGCAACUAUUAAAAAAACGGGUUGAGAAGAUGGAAAACGAACGCAGCAAACUCAAAGCAGACAACGAAAGACUGGAGCUAAAGCUUUGUGAAGUUGCUUCUGAGCUCACUGAGGAGCAUUCGUCAUCAAAUUUAAUGAGUGAGAGAUUAGAAGCAGAAACGAAAAAAAGAUUGAGACUUGAAAAAGAUGUUAAGGAGCAACAAAUUAAAUAUAAAAGCUUGCAAGAAUCAACCGAAAAAAUGGAAAUGGAAUUAUUAUGUGCUCAAUCUGAUUUGAAUGGAGAUUUAAAUGACGAAUUAGAAAACGAUGAAGUUGGAGUAAACUUGUACCGAAUAAAAUAUGAACGAGCCAUGCGUGAAUUGGAAUUUAUAAAAAAACGAGCACUAGCACAACACGAGCACGAUCUGGAGCAACUUAUAGGAUUGAAAAAACAAUUGGAGAAAAAGUUAUCUGAUGCAUACGAGGAUGUUGAAGAACAACGGCAGGCGGUCGGGGAAUGGAAGCGUAAGGCGCAAAAAAUGACCAACGAAAUGAAUGACUUACGCAUGCUGUUAGAUGAGCAGUGCAGUAGGAACAAUUCGCUGGAAAAACGUCAUAGAAAGUUCGAUUCGGAGUUUCAAGCUUUACAGGACAUUGUUCGUCAAGAAAGACAGGCUCGUGAGCGACUAUCCAGAGAGAAGGAUUUCCUUUUUGCUGAGAAAUCAACGCUUGAACAAAAUCUUUCGGAUGUUCGGCUUGAACUUGAACUGAAAGAUGAAAAAUAUAGCAUGUUGCAGCAAGAGUUAGCAGAAAUGACUUUCGAUGGCGUCACAGAGGAAGAAAUAGCACAUUUAAAGCGUCAAAAGAUGGAACUUCAGCGUCGAUGCAAAGAACAAGAAGAAGAUAUUGAUGAAAUGGCAGCGCAAGUUCAGAUGCUGGAACAAGUUAAAUUACGCCUAGAAAUGUCUCUGGAAACUAUCAGAAAGGAAUCCAGAAAAGAGGCUCAGCAGCGAGAAGAUGAGAUUGAAGAAAUACGUAGUAACUGUUACAAAAAAAUUAAGUCUUUGGAAUGUCAAGUAGAGCAAGAGCACGAAGAAAGGACCCUAAUUUUGAAAGAAAAACAUGAAUUAGAACGACGUUUACGAGCCAUCGAAGAAAAUGAACGAGCAGAACAAGCGGCAGAAGAAACGAUAAUACAAAAACUAAAGCGAGAUAUCAGGAAAAAUAAAGCACUGCUUCGUGAUGCACAGUGUCAAUUGGAAUCUACAAAAAAUGAGUCUAUAUUGAAAACUCAACUACGUCAGUUACGACAUCAACUAGAAGACGCUGAAUUUACACGAUGUGCAGCUGUGAAAGCUCGUAAAUUAGCGGAAAACGAACUACAAGAUGUACAACAGGUUCUCGAGGAAACUCAACGUGCACGUGUUGAUGCCGAAGAGAAAGCUACCAUGACUUUGCGUGAGCGAAAUGAACUUCAAGCUCAAAUAGAUGAGAAUGAAGAAGAAAUGGCUGAGUUAAUUAAAAAGUAUAGCGCCACAGUUAAACAGUUAAGCAGUGAUCAAAACAUUAUAGCCGACUAUGAUAUACGAGUUUCUGAGUUAGAAUCAGAAAAUAAAUCUCUCAAGGAAAAUAUUUUGGAUUUGACAUCGCGGUUAGCAAGUGUAGAAAGUGGAGGUGAACCUUGCUCUAAUAUUCAAGGAAAGCGUUUAGAAUUGCGCAACAAAGAACUGGAAUCACGGCUAGAAUUUGAACAAGCUACACGUGUUAGAAUUGAAAUGCAAUUAAGUCGCCACAAAGAGUCUCUUGAAAAGGCUCAAAAUGAGUUGAGCCAAAUUCGCAGCAAAGAAAUAAAUGCACAGGAAGCAUUAAAAAAAUCACAUAAAUCCAUACGUGACUUGCGUGAAGAAAUAGGCACAUUGGCGAACAAAGAACAAGAAAGUCAUUCAAAGCAAAAAUCUAUCGAAAAGCAAUUUGAAUCGUUAGAGGCAGAAUGUAAUUCAACCCGAGCUGAUCUACGGUUGGCCCUGCAGCGAAUUGCUGAUCUACAGCAAGCAAUGGACGAUGAUUGCUCAUAUUGUUCCGAAAGUGAAACAGAUGAAUCAAUUAAUUCUGAAAUCGAUUAUAGCAAUCACAGCACAACGUAUAUAUCACAUCAUCCAAAGAAACCUGAAAAUUACAUAGAUACCGACGGUAACAAAGAUGAGGGAAAAUGAAAUCAAAGGAAUUUAUUAAGAGCCGCUGAAUCGUUUACACCAAUAAUAACAAAGUUGCAUUAUUAACAGAAUGGAAGUAAUGAGCCAUUUUACGAGACGUUUUGGAUCAGCUGAUCUCUCAUUUCAUGAAUGAAAAUUUGACAGGAGGUUGCGCCCAAGCCCGUAAGUGUUAAUAUCAAUAUCAACACUGUUGUCGUUUAGACUAUUAUUCAAUUUCAUAAAAUAAAUAAAUAGUCGAGCACAAAACAAAUUGGAUCACCGA